Dendroctonus ponderosae (mountain pine beetle) is the source of this 844-nucleotide messenger RNA. Its product is annotated as proteasome subunit beta type-6-like. Gene Ontology annotation, cellular component: proteasome core complex. The transcript is spliced from 6 exons. Lineage: Eukaryota; Metazoa; Arthropoda; Insecta; Coleoptera; Curculionidae. The coding region runs from base 132 to 785 and encodes 217 amino acids. The record is from RefSeq and is a predicted model, not a curated record. Gene Ontology annotation, molecular function: threonine-type endopeptidase activity.
UGAUUUGACUUUGACGUGUUAACCAGUGUUAACCAUAAAAUACAAAUAACAUUACAAGCGUUUUCUAAAUAAAAUAUUGCUUGCAUUUUCUGACCAUUUUAUUCUAAGUUCCGGAGAGUUCAAAAACAGCAAUGUCUUUGCACGGAUCUAAUGAUUGGAUGAAUGCUGCUCUUACAACUGGGACAUCUAUUAUGGCAGCGGAGUUUGAAGGGGGCGUAGUUAUUGGGGCCGAUUCCAGAACAACUACUGGGGCAUAUAUUGCUAAUCGGGUAACUGAUAAGUUAACCAAAAUAAGUGAUUAUAUUUAUUGCUGCCGAUCUGGAUCAGCUGCUGAUACACAGGCGAUUGCUGACAUCGUAUCUUACCAAUUAUGUUUCCAUGGAAUGGAACUUGGUGAAGAACCGCAAGUAGAAGUUGGGGCGAAUAUCUUCAAGGAAUUGUGCUACAAUUACCGAGAUUCGCUCAUGGCUGGCAUCCUAGUAGCUGGUUGGGAUAAGCAAAAAGGGGGACAAGUGUACUCAAUUCCAAUAGGAGGUAUGUGCGUAAGGCAGCCUGUUUCCAUUGGUGGUUCAGGAUCCAGCUACGUUUAUGGAUACGUGGAUGCAAACUACAAAAGAAAUAUGACCAAGGAAGAAUGCACCCAGUUUGUACUGAAAACUUUGGCUCUGGCAAUGGCUCGCGAUGGAUCAUCAGGAGGUGUGGUGCGUCUAGGAAUCAUUACUGAGAAAGGAGUUGAGCGAAAGGUUAUACUGGGGAAUGAAUUGCCCAAAUUCUUUCAAGAAUAAUUGGAGAAUCUUUGUAUAAUAAAGAUUGCUUCAUUUUUUUAAUACACUAUGUCAUCAUU